AUGCCUAGACAAAGAAGAUCCGCUCCAGCUAGACCAUCGCAGACCAGAUCUGCUCACACCAUGGCAGCUCCAAGUGCUCCAGCAUCCCAUCCAACCUCCAUCUCCCACCCCCAGACCCAGCAGUCUCAAAGCCCAGGUCUCUUUGGCCAGAUGGCUUCUACCGCUGCCGGUGUAGCUGUUGGUUCCACCAUUGGUCACACUUUGGGUGCAGGUAUCACCUCGAUGUUCGGUGGUUCUUCUGCUCCAGCUGAGGCUCCCCAGCAGCAGGUGGCUGCUCAGCAGCAGCAGUUCAACAACCAGGAACAAGGCAAAUCGUGUGACGCUGACGCUAGAACCUUUACUAAAUGUUUGGAAGAGCACAAUGGCAACAUGCAAGUUUGUGAUUUCUACUUGCAGCAAUUAAGAGCAUGCCAGGAGGCCUCUCGUCACUACUAG
This is a messenger RNA of Candidozyma auris, 435 nucleotides long. RefSeq lists its product as uncharacterized. The record is from RefSeq and is a predicted model, not a curated record. The coding region runs from base 1 to 435 and encodes 144 amino acids. Gene Ontology annotation, cellular component: mitochondrion; nucleus. Gene Ontology annotation, biological process: mitochondrion organization. NCBI's taxonomy places the organism in Eukaryota, Fungi, Ascomycota, Pichiomycetes, Serinales, Metschnikowiaceae. The transcript has a single exon.